AUGCUGACCCCCAGCACUCCCCUAUCGCCGAUGCCUCCGUUCAAGAUCCCAAAGAUUGACCUUCCCCGGCCCCCGGAUCCGCUGCUGGAUCCCGCUGGCUACCUGCGCAGCCUGGCCGCUGUGCGCGACAGGGCCAAGAUCCUCAUGGAAAGGGCCGAGGAGAAUGCCCUAGUCCACUUCGACGUUGAUAUGAACAAGUUUCCGGAUGUGGUGACGUUUGUCGCAGGGCUGAUCAAGCGAGAUCACGACGCUCCGUUCCAGGACAUCCCCAGCCAUGGCCGGUAUCAGCACUUUUGCGUAGGAGGUCGAGAUCGGAUCGCUGAGCUCCUGAGCAGCUGGCCCGACAGCGUCGACAACACGGAGCGAUGCCGUCGACUCGUAGACCUCUUCUUCGUCAGCGUGCUGCUGGAUGCGGGUGCGGGCACUACCUGGACCUACAAGAGCGUUGAGAAUGGCAAGAUCUACAAGCGCUCAGAGGGCAUCGCAAUCGCCAGUUUGGAGAUGUUCAAAUCAGGAAUCUUCUCAGCAAGCCCAUCCAACAAGCAUCAAGUCGACAAGGUCGCACUGGGGGCUCUCAGUGUGGCCAAGAUCGCUUCGGGCAUGCAGGCCGACGGCGACAACGAGCUUGUUGGCUUGGAGGGCCGAACGGAGCUUCUGGUCAAGCUGUCAGACGCUCUCAAUGAGCACUCCGAGUUCUUUGGUGCCGAUGGCCGGCCUGGCAACAUGAUUGAUUACCUGCUAUCACAUCCCGCAACUCAGGCGUCAUCGGUUCUCAUUGUUCCGCUGCCAGUGCUGUGGACCGUCUUGAUGGAAAGCCUCUCAUCUAUCUGGCCUACUCGAACGGCAAUUAACGGCGUCCCGCUUGGCGAUGCCUGGACCUGCGAGGCCCUGCCCACCUCGGGACCCAAUACCUGGGAGUCCAUCCUGCCGUUGCACAACCUGACACAGUGGCUUGCGUAUUCGCUCAUGCAGCCUAUGCAAUCCCUGCUUAACAUGUACUUUGCCGGUACGGAGCUUCUGACUGGCCUGCCCGAGUACCGCAACGGCGGCCUCUUUGUCGACCUGGGAGUGUUGACUCUCAAGGAGAACGACAUGGCCCGCGGACUGGCCAAUUACGGCGCCUACUGCAAGCACUCGGGCAUCAAGGUGGUGGAGGUGGCGCCCAUGUUUGAGGCCUCAGACGAUGUCAUUGUGGAGUGGCGAGGUUUGACGGUCGCUCUGCUCGACAAGCUCCUGGAAGGCGUCAACGAGGCACUCCGGCCGGAGCUGGAUGGCCAUGAGAUGACGCUGGCGCAGCUAUUGGAAGCUGGCAGCUGGAAGGGAGGUCGGGAGAUUGCCGAAAUCAACAGGCCAAACACCAAAGAGCCGCCGAUUCUGGUCGAAAGCGACGGAACGGUAUUCUAA
Molecule: messenger RNA, 1404 nt
Organism: Trichoderma reesei QM6a
Lineage: Eukaryota; Fungi; Ascomycota; Sordariomycetes; Hypocreales; Hypocreaceae
Exons: 5
Coding region: 1-1404 (467 amino acids)
Source: RefSeq, a predicted model, not a curated record